Apodemus sylvaticus (European woodmouse) is the source of this 3173-nucleotide messenger RNA. It is a transcript of the gene Afg3l2, whose product is annotated as AFG3 like matrix AAA peptidase subunit 2. The coding region runs from base 191 to 2596 and encodes 801 amino acids. The transcript is spliced from 17 exons. Gene Ontology annotation, cellular component: membrane; m-AAA complex. The record is from RefSeq and is a predicted model, not a curated record. Gene Ontology annotation, biological process: protein-containing complex assembly; mitochondrial protein processing. Gene Ontology annotation, molecular function: ATP binding; ATP hydrolysis activity; metalloendopeptidase activity. NCBI's taxonomy places the organism in Eukaryota, Metazoa, Chordata, Mammalia, Rodentia, Muridae.
UCCGCACGCUGGGGCGGGGCCUGACGAGCACGCGUGGAGCGUGGGUUCGCGUUCUGCCGCGGGUCUCUCGCGCUGGUGGCGCGCAGUUCCGGGAGAACCGAGAAGCUGCGGGAGCUGUGGGAGCUGCGGGUCGCAGACCGCCCGCCUUGGCUCCGUGCCUGCGCGCGCCCGGGAGCGGGCCGGGCCCACCAUGGCUCACCGCUGCCUGCUGCUGUGGGGCCGGGGCGGCUGCCGUCGCGGCCUUCCGCCCCUGCUCGUGCCCAGCGGCUGCCUGGGUCCCGGCCGGCGGCCCUGCCUCCGUACGCUUUAUCAGUAUGCCACGGUCCAAACGGCACACAGCAGAAGUUCUCUUCUGAGGGAUGUAAUUGCUGCUUAUCAAAGAUUCUGUUCUCGACCUCCCAAAGGAUUUGAAAAAUACUUUCCUAAUGGAAAAAAUGGAAAGAAGGCCAGUGAACCUAAGGAAGCUGUUGGAGAAAAAAAAGAGUCACAACUCUCCGGCCCCCAGUCGUCUGGAGGUGCAGGAGGUGGGGGAGGGAAGCGCCGUGGCAAGAAAGAAGAUUCUCACUGGUGGUCCAGGUUCCAGAAGGGUGACUUUCCAUGGGAUGACAAGGAUUUCAGGAUGUACUUUCUCUGGACUGCUCUUUUUUGGGGUGGAGUCAUGAUUUACUUCCUGGUCAAGAGCUCUGGGAGAGAAAUCACGUGGAAAGACUUUGUCAAUAACUAUCUUUCUAAAGGAGUGGUGGACAGACUAGAAGUUGUCAACAAGCGUUUUGUUCGUGUGACCUUUACACCAGGGAAAACUCCGGUUGAUGGGCAAUACGUCUGGUUUAAUAUUGGCAGUGUUGACACAUUUGAACGGAAUCUGGAGACUUUGCAACAAGAAUUGGGCAUAGAAGGGGAGAACCGGGUACCUGUGGUUUACAUUGCGGAAAGCGAUGGCUCCUUCCUGCUCAGCAUGUUGCCCACGGUCCUCAUUAUCGCUUUUCUACUCUACACCAUAAGAAGAGGGCCCGCUGGCAUUGGUCGGACCGGCCGGGGAAUGGGUGGACUCUUCAGUGUUGGGGAAACCACAGCCAAGGUCUUAAAGGAUGAGAUAGAUGUGAAGUUUAAAGAUGUGGCUGGCUGUGAGGAGGCCAAGCUAGAAAUAAUGGAAUUCGUGAAUUUCUUGAAAAACCCAAAGCAAUAUCAAGACCUAGGAGCAAAAAUUCCAAAGGGUGCCAUUCUCACCGGUCCCCCAGGUACUGGGAAGACACUGCUAGCUAAGGCCACAGCUGGAGAAGCCAAUGUCCCCUUUAUCACUGUCAGCGGAUCUGAGUUUCUGGAGAUGUUUGUCGGGGUUGGUCCAGCCAGAGUCCGAGACUUAUUUGCCCUUGCUCGGAAAAAUGCGCCUUGUAUCCUCUUCAUUGAUGAGAUCGAUGCUGUGGGGAGGAAGCGUGGUAGAGGCAACUUCGGAGGACAGAGUGAGCAGGAGAACACCCUCAAUCAGCUGCUCGUGGAGAUGGAUGGCUUCAACACAACCACCAAUGUGGUCAUCCUGGCAGGCACAAACCGACCGGACAUCCUGGACCCAGCUUUACUGAGGCCGGGCCGCUUUGACAGGCAGAUCUUUAUUGGACCCCCAGACAUAAAAGGACGAGCCUCAAUCUUCAAAGUUCACCUUCGACCACUGAAACUAGACAGUGCCUUGGAAAAAGAUAAAUUGGCCAGAAAACUGGCAUCCUUAACUCCAGGGUUUUCAGGCGCUGAUGUUGCCAAUGUCUGCAAUGAAGCUGCCUUGAUUGCUGCAAGACACCUUUCAGAUGCCAUUAAUGAGAAGCACUUCGAACAAGCGAUUGAGCGUGUGAUUGGAGGCUUGGAGAAAAAAACCCAAGUUCUACAGCCUGAGGAGAAGAAGACGGUGGCUUACCACGAAGCAGGCCACGCAGUUGCCGGCUGGUAUCUGGAGCAUGCAGACCCGCUCUUAAAGGUGUCCAUCAUCCCUCGGGGUAAGGGGCUGGGCUAUGCUCAGUACUUGCCCAAGGAGCAGUAUCUGUACACAAAGGAGCAGCUGCUGGACAGGAUGUGCAUGACUCUGGGUGGCCGUGUCUCUGAGGAGAUCUUCUUUGGAAGAAUUACAACCGGUGCCCAGGAUGACUUGAGGAAGGUGACCCAGAGUGCCUAUGCCCAGAUUGUUCAGUUUGGCAUGAACGAGAAAGUGGGGCAGAUCUCCUUUGACCUUCCACGACAGGGAGACAUGGUGUUAGAGAAACCUUACAGUGAAGCCACUGCAAGGAUGAUAGAUGAUGAAGUGAGGAUACUCAUCAACGAAGCUUAUAAAAGAACUGUGGCUCUUCUCACAGAGAAAAAGGCUGACGUGGAGAAGGUUGCUCUCUUACUGUUAGAAAAAGAAGUAUUAGACAAGAACGACAUGGUUAAACUUCUGGGUCCCAGACCAUUUACAGAAAAAUCCACAUAUGAAGAAUUUGUGGAAGGCACCGGCAGCUUAGACGAGGACACUUCUCUUCCUGAAGGCCUUCAAGAUUGGAACAAGGAGCGGGAGAAGGAAGAGAAGAAGAAGGAGAAGGAGGAGCCCCUGAAUGAGAAGGUUGUCAGCUAGGCCCAGGGCUGAAGGCCCCUUUCUUCCUUGUGUCCUUCCAGAGCCUCAGUCUGAGUUUGAGCAGCAGCCGUCAGAACAAGAGCCCUGGUGCAGAGGCAGCUGCUGCAGCCAGGCUGUGAGGAUGGCCUCCACUGCAGCCAGGCUGUGAGGAUGGCCUCCACUGCAGCCAGGCUGUGAGGAUGGCCUCCACUGCAGCUGAGGGUAUCGGCCACUGCCCAGGGCGCAGAAGGAGACUGCCUCAGCCUUGACCUCAUGGACAGUGGCUGGAACAGGAGAGAGUGCCACCCGCCAAGGGAACAAGGUUCCCUGUCCCGUGGAACCCUAUCACAUGGGAGAAGACUUUCCUCCCAUCACCAUCUUCAUUCCUCCUGUGACAUCUCUGCAGACGUGCUGUGAAAUUCAGUUGGAGUCCUGAGAAGAAUAUUUUGAUUCAACCAAAUAUUUUCAAAUUUGAAUUCAGAUCACUUGUUGCUGUUUUAAUGGAAUGGUUUUCUAUAGAGAACUGUAACAUAUUUAAAAACAUGAAUGUAUUAUGUAAAUAUGGAUUCUUUACAUCAGAAAUAAAAGGUGGACAUUA